AAGAGAUCGAGGAGAGAAAGGCGGAGGAGUUCGGGACGGCGGAUUUGGCGCCGAUUGCCUUAUCGAUAGCUUCGGGGCGGCGCUGCGACUGACUACUUGGCUACAUACUCGGUCCUCGGUACAGAGGAAGCUGCAUCAAGAUGUUCUACGAAGGUAGUUUGCAGGAUGGCAUUGCGGCUGCGGUGGCGGAGGGGAAAGCUGUGGUUUGUUUUGUGAGAGAUGAUGAGCAGACGAGUACACAAUGGGAGGAGGAGUAUUUUACGUUCGAUGAAGAGUUCUCCCGACUCCUCGACACAAGAGCGGUCCUCUUGCGCCUCACCCAGGGCACCCCCGAAGCGGGCUUCCUGGCCUCCUUUUGUCCUAUCGUCAAGUUUCCUACUGUCGUCAUGAUAAAGAAUGGCAUGCUGUGCGAUUAUCUGGUCCCGGACUUGUCCAAGGAGGACUUUCGGGAUCGGUUGGCGGCGAAGCUGGAUGAGAGUCGCGUGGCGGUUCAGCAGGGUCAGGGUGCUGAGGCUACGCCUGCGGAUGAUACGAUAGUGACGACGGAUGAGACUGUGUCUGCACCUGUCGCUCCGGUCCCUGCUCCUGCGCCUGUUUCUGCUCCCGCGCCUGUAUCCUCGCCUCCUGCACCUACCUCCCCCGUUGCAGCGCCAGCUCCAUCUCAGCCGGAGCCAGCCUUUACGCCGACUGAACCACCCUCUACUACAACCGAGCCAGAACCCCGAGACGCAAGCAUCCGCGAAGGCAAGCGACGAGUCGAGGACGCGCGAACCCUACAACCCCAAUCACCCCCGACCAAGAAACUACAACAGCAGAAGCAGACCCCCAAACCCGCACCCACCAAACAAGAACCCAAACCCAACCCCAAAGCGAACCCCUCCACCCCCAUCACCAACCCCCCAUCUCCCCCCCGCCAACCCUCCCACCCCACGCAAUACCGUCUCCAAGUCCGCCUCUUCGACGGCCGCUCCGUGCGAUCCAGCUUCACCCCGACGCAAACCAUCCGCGCCGACAUCCGCCCCUGGCUCGACCACCAAAUGGACGAAAAAUCCCCCUACAACCUGAAACACAUCCUCACGCCUCUCCCCAACCGCACCCUCACGCUCACCGACGAAGAAACCCCCCUCGCGGAACUGGGCCUCGGCUCGUCCGCCAACCUCGUCAUGGUUCCGAUUCAGUCCUACACGGAGGCGUACGCUGGUACGGCGGCGAGUUUGCCUGUCCGAGCAGUGUCCUCUGCUUAUGGACUUGUUUCGUCGGCGGUGGGGACGGCGACGGGUCUGGUGGGUUCGUUCUUUGGGUAUGGAGUGGCUCCGGCGGCUCAGGCUGCGGAACCGGUAGCGGCGGCGACUGCUCCGGGUGGUGAUGCGAGGAGAUUGCGCAGGGGACCAAUGAUUCGGACGUUGAGGGAUCAGCAGAAUGAGCGCGAUGAGAGGGAGUUUUAUAAUGGGAAUCAGUUGAACUUUCAGCCGCGGAAUGAUGGGGACAGACGGUAG
This is a messenger RNA of Aspergillus ibericus CBS 121593, 1496 nucleotides long. RefSeq lists its product as uncharacterized. Gene Ontology annotation, molecular function: protein binding. The record is from RefSeq and is a predicted model, not a curated record. The transcript is spliced from 5 exons. NCBI's taxonomy places the organism in Eukaryota, Fungi, Ascomycota, Eurotiomycetes, Eurotiales, Aspergillaceae. The coding region runs from base 141 to 1496 and encodes 451 amino acids.